AUUUAUCGCCGUCGUUGUCUCUCUCACCGGACGUUGUUUUGUUUCCCUCCGGCGAUUUCAUCGGAGACCUUCACUCAUGGCCACAAGUAGGAGAUUAAGAGCAUUCAAGAGAUGGAUGCAAGCUAACGGCGUUGAUUGCAGCGAAGCUCUCAACCUCGUCGACGACGAAAACGAUGGUGUCUCUGUGAGAGCAUUCUGCGAUUUGAAGGAAGGAGAUGUUGUUGCCAAUAUCUCAAAAACUGCUUGUCUCACUAUCAAAACCAGUGGAGCUCGUGAGAUGAUCGAAUCUGCUGAUUUAGAUGGAAGUUUAGGUCUCUCUGUGGCUCUCAUGUACGAGAGAAGCUUAGGUGAAGAAUCUCCUUGGGCUGGUUAUCUUCAGAUUCUUCCUAUUCAAGAAGAUUUGCCUCUUGUUUGGUCUCUUGAAGACUUAGAUUCUCUCUUAUCUGGAACUGAGCUUCAUAAGUUGGUGAAGGAAGAUCAUGUUCUUAUAUAUGAGGAUUGGAAAGAAAACAUUUUGCCGCUUACCUCUUCACUGCCUCAGAAUGUUGAUUCUGAUUCGUUUGGAAUCAAAGAGUAUCUUGCUGCUAAGAGUUUAAUUGCUUCACGGUCUUUCGAAAUCGAUGAUUACCAUGGAUCCGGGAUGGUUCCUCUUGCAGACCUCUUUAAUCAUAAAACUGGGGCAGAAGACGUUCACUUCACUCAUGAAUCCGAUUCUGAAGCUGAUGAAUCUGACAACGAUGAUGCUGCAAAUGAGACCACUGAUGAAGACGAGCCUUCCAGUAAAAUUUCUUCCUCGCCUGAGCAGUCUUUUGAGGAAGUUCCUGGUGAAAACACUGAUGACGAAGCCAAAGAAGAAGAAGAAGAAGAAGAAGAAGAAGAAGAAGGAGAAGAAGAAGAAGAAGGAGAAGAGGAAGAAGAAAACUCUUCAAUGCUGCAAAAUGAUCAAUCCGGUCUAAAAAUGAUUAUGGUGAAGGAUGUCUCAGCUGGAGCUGAGGUAUUCAAUACAUACGGUUUGAUGGGUAAUGCUGCAUUACUCCACAGGUACGGAUUUACAGAGCUCGAUAAUCCAUAUGACAUAGUAAACAUAGAUCUAGAAUUAGUAACCGAAUGGAGCACAUCCUCAUUCACAAGCCGGUACACUCGAGCUAGACUGGCCUUGUGGAGAAAACUAGGUUACACAGGAUGCGAGAGUCAAAACUCAGAAUACUUUGAGGUAUCUUCAACCGGAGAACCCCAAACCGAGCUCCUGAUCCUACUCUAUAUACUGCUCUUACCAGACGACACAUACAAUAAACUGGAUCUAGCUGAAUCAACAACAGGAGCUUCUCCCUCGAAAGAAGGAAAAAGAUCUUCUUCUUACGAGAUAACAAUUGGGAAACACAAGUUUGUGUAUGGAGAAAGCGGAAAUGAUAUUCUUCUGACAGAUGGUGUUUGUGAAGCUCUUCUAACUAUUGUGGAUAAGCGAGAGAGUUUAUAUGGAUCAUUGAGCUCAUUGGAAGAUGACAUUGUUAGGGUGAAGACUUGUUGUCUUCCGAGAGACAGGAGACUAUAUCAUUCGCUUGUGUUGCGUGUGAGUGAGAGGAAGAUUCUAAAGAAGCUUAGGAGCUACAUCCAUACCCAGACCAAUGAGUCUUCCAGCGGAAAGCGCCGGAAGAAGAUGGUUCCAAAAUCCUAGCAACAUCUUUAGUUUGCUUGUUGAAUUUUCACUUUUCAUCCCCAAGUUACCAUUUUUAAACGACUUGUUCUACUAACAUUGAGUUUCAUCUAUAAUGGUGAUCGAAUCUUAGCAGAUUUGAUCGAUUCUUUUUUGUUCUAUUUAUAGAAAUUCUUG
This is a messenger RNA of Arabidopsis thaliana (thale cress), 1831 nucleotides long. Its product is annotated as SET domain-containing protein. The transcript is spliced from 5 exons. Bases 77 to 1675 code for a protein of 532 amino acids. The record is from RefSeq and is marked reviewed. Gene Ontology annotation, cellular component: nucleus. NCBI's taxonomy places the organism in Eukaryota, Viridiplantae, Streptophyta, Magnoliopsida, Brassicales, Brassicaceae. Gene Ontology annotation, molecular function: protein-lysine N-methyltransferase activity.